AUGAACUUGUGCGGCCUCGCAGCUACAGUCACGUCUUGUGUGGGCGGCAAAGAGGAGAAAUUUGCCGUCCAAGUGCGGCCAGCCGCACCAGCUCGUGUCUACUUUGUCUACAAGACCAUUGGCGAGUUUCACGCGCUGUGGGGAGCUCUUGAAUCCCUCGCUCGCUCGGUUCAGCAGCGUCAGUCGUUGUUGAGCAAGGAGAAGAAGCUGCUGCUGCUGGACACGAAGCAGCCCAGUGGGCUGGCCAAGUGGCUCGCUCGUGUCGUUGAGCGCUAUGCGUUCCGAGAGAUCCUGAAAGACGUGCGGGCCCAGGAGAAAGACACGAGGAGGACACUAAAUGUCCUGCUCCAGUUCCUUGUGGCGCAAGUCUCGGGCUCUUUUCGGGACUGGCACAUGUCGCAGAGUCGGUCGUGUCCAAUUGGCCAAGAGCUCGUGCACCUCGUGCGCACGUUUUUGUUACAGCCAGUCCCUGCUGGCCAGUCAAAGCGUGCGACAUGUGUCGCUUCGGAGCGCUCGAGCAUGGAGAAAAGAGGCUGGAAAAAGCGCUCGUUUGACGAGAUGCGGCCGGAAGACGGCGAGGACCAGCGUCGGAGUCUCUUUCCUUCACGCAAUGGACACGACACGAAGACGCCCCAGGUCUGUGGAUUGAGUGAGUGGAUCGUGCCAAAUGGAGGCAAGAAGGGCUUGGUGGCUCCAGUGACGUCGCGACGUCGCGUGUUUGCUGAAGUGGAGUUUUGA
Molecule: messenger RNA, 738 nt
Organism: Peronospora matthiolae
Lineage: Eukaryota; Oomycota; Peronosporomycetes; Peronosporales; Peronosporaceae
Source: the annotation of a GenBank genome assembly